Molecule: messenger RNA, 4153 nt
Organism: Nannospalax galili (Upper Galilee mountains blind mole rat)
Lineage: Eukaryota; Metazoa; Chordata; Mammalia; Rodentia; Spalacidae
Gene: Ctc1
Product: CST telomere replication complex component 1
Exons: 23
Coding region: 52-3756 (1234 amino acids)
Biological process (GO): positive regulation of DNA replication; telomere maintenance via telomere lengthening
Cellular component (GO): CST complex
Molecular function (GO): telomeric repeat DNA binding; single-stranded DNA binding
Source: RefSeq, a predicted model, not a curated record
CCCUCGCGCGCAGCGUUCCCGCGUUCCUCAGGGGCAGGGGUUUGGCGCAUCAUGGCGGCCUCCGGGCCGCAGUCCUCUGCCUCCGAGCAAGCCUGGCUUGAGGCUGCGAAGACGUUUAUUCAACAGACCCUCUGUCCAUCUGGCAAGGAGCCUAAUAACCAGUUGACUCAGUCAGUAAUUGAUUGUGUCAAGAUGAUAUGGUUGACCAAGGGGGAGAACCAGGGUUUUAUACUGCCCCUCAGCUACAGUUUUGUCUCAGUACAGACUCUCAAGACCCACCAGCAUCUCCCAUGCUGCAGCCACCUGUCCUGGAGUAGUAAUGUGUAUCAGGCUUGGGUCCAAAGAGCUGGGCCAAAUGGAAAUGCCCUUCCCCGGGAGGAGCUGUUACUUUUAGGGACAUUAACAGAUCUGUCAGAGGACUUGGAACAAGAGUACAGGAGUGGAAACCUGUAUGUGAAAGAUAACACUGGAAUCUUGGACUGUGAGCUUAUAGAUCUAGAUCUUUCUUGGUUGGGUCAUCUCUUCCUGUUCCCCAGUUGGAGUUACCUCCCUCCUGCCAAAUGGAAUUCCUCAGGGAAAGGGCACUUGGAGCUCUGGGGUGCCCCUGUGCCAGUGUUUCCUUUGACCAUCAAUCCUGGCCCUCUCACACCUAUCUCUGUUCUCUACCCAGAAAAGGCAUCCCUCCUGCUCAGACUCAGAAAGAAGCACAAAGUUUCAGAGUCAAAUCUGGCUGGGAAGCUUGUUCGACUGAGUGCUUUGGUGAUAAGUCAGAACAAAGGCUACUUCAUUCUGACUCUAGGUGAAUUAUCCCCAGCAGACAGCCAGGUUGGCAGCCAGGUGUCCAUCAUUGUGCAGAUUCCUGCCCAGAUGGUGUGGCACCGAGUCCUUCGACCUGGUAGAUCCUAUGUGCUGACAAGACUUCGAAUAACCAAGACCCGUAGUCACCAUUACUAUAUUUGGACAACCAUUCCAUCCUCGGAUCUGAUGCUGCUGAGACCAGACUGUGUGCAAGAGCUGGAACUUGAAAGAUGGUUCUUGGAAGCUGACCUCAGACCACUUCCUCCACCCACCCUUACUGAGUCCCAGGACAGGAUGGGGCAAGAAGAUCUUGUCCGGGAUUCCAGAGUCUUACAUUAUUCGGGAACUGUCACUGAUGUGUUGAAUGAGUCCGCCUGCCUCUACAUUCUGGAUGGGCAGCUGAUCCUCUGCCUUGCAUACCAGCAGAUCCAUGACCUCAGGCGGGUGAUUCGACCAGGGGUUUGUCUAGAGCUCCGGGAUGUUCACCUCCUCCAGUCAGUGGGUGGAAGAGGAUCAAGACCAGUUCUAGCUCUUUGUCUUCAUGGCACCAUUCUGCUUCGAGGCUUUUCUCAUCAGAAACCUGAGACUCUGUCACCCUUUCAAAUUCAUGGAGCCUCCUUGUAUGAACAACUUGUGUGGGAAUAUCAGUUAGGUCUUCCCCUCUAUCUGUGGGCUACCAAGGCCUUGGAGGAACUGGCUUGCAAGCUAUGUCCUCACGUGCUGAGAUACCACCAAUUCCUAAAGCAUUCCUCUCCUGGGAAGCCCAGCCUGGGACUGCAGCUCCUGGCUCCCUUCCCAGCUGUUCUUAAAACAGCCUGCAUUCGGCAUGCACACAGUGAGAUCCUGGAAGAGCCACAUCACUGUCCUCUUCAGAAAUAUGCUCAGAAGCAGAUUCCGUAUACUUUCCCUACCCUGUUUACCCUGGCAAAGGAAGGGCAGCGCAGGGCUUGGGCUACCUUUGACCCGAAGGCCCUUCUACCUCUCCCAGAGGCUGCUUACCUGACCAGCUCCCAGCUGAAUCGCCACCUGGGGUGGUCCUGGCUCUCUGUUCUGCCCUCUACCUUCCAGCCAGCCCAGGUUUUACUUGGGGUUCUGGUGGCUUCAUCUCAUAAAGGUUAUCUGCAACUUCGGGACCUGACUGCUUCAUUGCCCUGUCUGCCCUUGACCAAGAAUUCGCAACCCCUCGCUGACCCAAGGCUCAUUGGUGUGAAGUUCAGAGAUGGAAAGAUAGUGAUGCUAGGGGGUUGCCUGGUGCGGGCAGAGAAGUUCCAGUUGGUCAUAGAGAGGGAAGUCAGGAGCAACUUCCCUUCCUGGAAGGAGUUGGGUAUGGCAGACUUCAUCCAGAAAAAGCAAGCCAGAGUCUAUAUCCAGUUCUUCCUGUCUGAUGCCCUGAUCCUGCCUGUGCCCAGACCAUCCAUUGAUUCAGUCAUUCUCUCAUCAUCUCCUCAGUCAGACCCCUCCUGCCCAGAGGAAUCCCAUUUGGGACAGAGCCGGCUAUUCUUACUGUCCCACAAAGAGGCUCUCAUGAAGCGUAAUUUUUGUGCCCCCUCAGGAGCUAGUUCAGAGCUUCCAGACCCCACCCUGAGUUUUCACGUGUCAGGGAGUUGGCUUUGUGGUACCCAGAGGAAGGAGGGGUCUGGAUGGGGGCCACCUGAACCUCUGGGAGUUGAGAACAAGGAUCAAAAGGUCUUCCUCAUCUUCCUUGGCCCUUCAGUCCGCUGGUUUGCAUUGUUACACCCAGGCAAAGUGUACCGACUUGUGGCUCCUGGCCCCUCACAGACUCCAGUGUUGUUCAAGGCAGAGAGUUCAUCUGGCACAUCUCAGCGUCCUCUGGAAUUGGCUGGUUGUGUGUCCUGCCUCACUAUUCAAGAUGAAUGGACCCUGGAACUUGGGCGCUCUCAGGACAUACCUGAUGUUCUAGAGAUAUCCAGGGCACUGCCCGAGUCCUCACUGACCCACUUGCUCAGUGACAACUUCCCUGAUUCCUUAGUAUCUUUCUCUGCUGAGAUUUUGUCACGGAGAAUAUGUGAACCACCUCUGGCCCGUCGCCGGAUACAGCCUGGGAAUGCUGGGACUGUUAAAGCAUGUGUGAAGCUAACAGUAGCUCUAGAGAUGGCUGACUGUGAAUUCCCCCCUCACCUGGAUAUAUAUAUCGAAGACCCACACUUGCCUCCCCCAAUAGGACUCCUUCCAGGGGCCCGAGUCUACUUUAGCCAGCUGGAGAAAAAGAUUUCCAGAUCCAACAAUGUUUACUGUUGUUUCCGCUCGUCCACUUCUAUGCAAGUCCUUAGUUUUCCCCUGGAGUCCACAAUCAGGGACCCCCUGCCCCAUAUCUACCUGGCCGAACUUCUCCAGCGUGGUUGGGCUCCGCUCCAGGCCACUACCUCUUGCCAUGUUGUUUUUGUCUUCAGUCUUCAGAUCCUAUGGGUGUGUACAUACUGUACCAGCAUCUGUCCCCAGGGGAGGUGUAGUCGUCAGGAUCUCACUUGUCCAGCUCAGGUGGCUAUAAGCCAGGCCAGCAUCAGGCUCCUGGUAGAAGAUGGAACUGCAGAAGCCACAGUGACCUGUAGGAAUCAUCUUGUGGCAGCAGCACUAGGGCUGGGUCCUAGUGAAUGGACCUCUGUCCUAGAGUAUGCCCGAGGACCAGGGAAAGUGGCCUUGCAAUUUAGAGGGCCUGGAGCCCAGCCAGAGUCUCCAGGCAAGAUCCAUGAGCCCUUGGCCCUCUUCCUCUGGACACUUUGUACCAGCCCCUCCGUCAUCCGACCUAUUAUGCUUUCUUUUGAGCUUGAGAGAAGAUCCUCUGAUGUUACCCCACUAGAACCAUCUCGGCUACAGCAGUUCCAGUCUGGAGAGUUCCCUCUACUGACUCGGGUGAAUCCCAGGCUUCGGCUAGUCUGCCUUUCUAUCCAAGAACCAGAACACCCCAGCUCUCUGGAAGCUUUUGCUUCCUCUUUUUAAUCUGAACUGCUGAGGGUGGCCUGCAAGUUCUUCCUGCCUUACCUUCAGAAACUUUGAGGACUGGCUCCUACCUCUUUCCCCAGUUUGGGGGCCCUACUUGCUCCCUGAUUGAACCAGGACCCCGACCCUUGGAGUCAAAAACUACUGGCCCACUGUAAUUUCUAAUUAUUAUAGGCUAGCCUGCCUUGGGGACAAUAUGGGGACAGCAAAUCACACUGUGAUGUUGGGUUUUCCUCAGGUCGAUGUUAGGGCAUCUAUACUCACAGGUGGUCCUAAGUACCUGGGUCCUGCCUUGUGGCAGAAGCCAAAAGAACAAAAAACUUAUCACUUUCGAGGGUGUUGGUGACACCUUUUGGCCUAUAAUAAACCUGUCUGAGGACUUUCUGACCUAUGCUCA